Pungitius pungitius (ninespine stickleback) is the source of this 8179-nucleotide messenger RNA. It is a transcript of the gene fn1a, whose product is annotated as fibronectin 1a. Gene Ontology annotation, cellular component: extracellular region. The coding region runs from base 179 to 7690 and encodes 2503 amino acids. Gene Ontology annotation, molecular function: protein binding. Lineage: Eukaryota; Metazoa; Chordata; Actinopteri; Perciformes; Gasterosteidae. The transcript has 49 exons. The record is from RefSeq and is a predicted model, not a curated record.
ACUGCGGCCCGCGCGUUGGAGAGGAGCGGACCGAACCCAAACCGAUCUCGGAUAGCUUCGCAACCGACUUCUUCUUCUCCGUGAGAAAAAAAUCAAACCGUUUUUACCCGAGUUUUUGCUCCCGUUCCCGGAACCGCGUCGCGUUUAUAACCGGGGCGACUCGCACCUGAGAGCAGGCAUGUCCCGCAGCACGGUGGCCAGGGUGCUGGUGGCCCUCUUGAUCGGGGCCGCGGCGCACUGCAUGCCCGACGCGGCGCGCAGGAGCCGGCGACAGGCGCAGCAGCAUCACGUCUCCUCGGUCUCUCAGGAUGGUUGUUUAGAGAACGGACAGUUCUACGGCGUUAAUGACCAGUGGGAACGACCAUAUUUGGGCAGCCUCCUGGUCUGUACCUGCUAUGGAGUCGCUGGGAUCAAGUGUAAAAGCAAACCUGAAGCAGAGGAAAAGUGCUACGAUAAGAUCAACAAGAAGUCCUACAGUGUGGGAGAAACCUACGAGAGGCCCAAGGAGGGCUUUAUCUGGGACUGUACCUGUAUCGGGUCGGGUCGGGGCAAGAUCAGCUGCACCAUCGGCAACCGUUGUCACGAGGGUGGCGCUUCCUACAAGAUUGGUGACACCUGGAAAAGACCUCAUGAAACGGGAGGCUACAUGUUGGAGUGUGUCUGUCUGGGUAACGGCAAGGGAGAGUGGACCUGCAAACCUGUUGCUGAGCGUUGCUAUGACAACUCUGCGGGGACGUCCUAUCUCGUCGGGGAGACGUGGGAGAAGCCGUACCAGGGAUGGAUGGUGGUGGACUGCACUUGUAUGGGAGAAGGAAGCGGACGCAUCACAUGCACCUCCAGAAAUCGCUGCAACGACCAAGACACUCUGACCUCCCACCGCAUCGGAGACGCCUGGAGCAAGACGGACGCCCAGGGCCACUCGCUGCAGUGUCUGUGCACGGGGAACGGCCGGGGGGAGUGGAAGUGCGAGCGGCACGCCUCCCUCCACACCACCGGCCUGGGCACCGGCUCCCGCGUGAUCACUAACAUCCAGCCCGCGGUCUACCACGCCGCCGCCGCCGCCGCCCCCCAGCCCGCCGCCCAGGUGGGCCCCUGUCGGGCGGACGCGGGGCUCUCCUACUUCGUCGGCCAGCGCUGGAUGAAGAAGCAGGGAGCCGAGCAGAUGAUCUGCACCUGCCUCGGCAACGGAGUCAGCUGUGAACCGUGGGAUGGACCGGCUCCGGUGUACGGCGGCAACUCCGGAGGUCAGCCCUGCGUGUUUCCCUUCGCCUACAAGGGGAAGACCUACCACUCGUGCAUCUCCGAGGGACGCAGCGACGGACAUCUCUGGUGUUCCACCUCCUCGGACUUUGAGACGGAGCAGAAGUAUUCUCUCUGCACGGAGAGGAAUGUAAUCGUGGCAACACGAGGCGGCAAUUCGAAUGGUGCCCUGUGCCAGUUCCCCUACCUCUACAAUGGGCGAAACUACACCGACUGCACUGCAGAUGGUCGCAGAGACGGCAUGAAGUGGUGUGGAACCACGACGGACUACGAUGGAGAACAGCGUUUUGGAUUCUGUCCGAUGGCUGACCACGAAGAAGUGUGCACGAGCAGUGACGGGGUGAUGUACCGCAUGGGCGAGCAGUGGGACAAGCGGCACGACGUUCUGGGUCACAUGAUGCGAUGUACCUGCGUCGGCAACGGCAGGGGAGAAUGGAGUUGUGUUGCGUACUCCCAGCUUAAAGACCAGUGCAUCGUGGACAGUCUCACCUACGAGGUGAACCAAACCUUCAGCAAACAGCACGAGGAGGGCUACACGAUGAACUGCACCUGCUUCGGGCAGGGCCGCGGCCGCUGGAAGUGCGACGCCAUCGAUCAGUGCCAGGAGCCCGAGACGAGGGCCUUCUAUAAGAUUGGGGAGUCCUGGGACAAAGUCAUCCAAGGGAUCAUGUACAAGUGCUAUUGCUAUGGCAACGGGGUCGGAGAGCUCAGCUGCGAGCCUCAGCAGUCCUACCCAGGUGGUAGUCGCCCCGUCCAGGUGAUCAUAACUGAAUCAGGAACCCAACCCAACUCCCACCCCAUCCAGUGGAACGCCCCACAAUCUGCUCACAUCACCCAGUACAUCCUCAAAUGGAGAGUGAAAAACAGUCAAAGCGCGUGGAGGGAGGUGCUGAUCCCAGGCCAUCUGAACUCUUACACCAUCUCCGGCCUGAAGCCGGGCAUCACCUACGAGGGUCAGCUGAUCAGCGUGUUGCGGUUCGGGCGCCAGGAGCUCACGCGCUUUGACUUCACCACCAACUACGGAUCACUGGCGACAUCACAAGGCGAGACCACCCCGCCUCCGCCCACGGUCGACAUCUCCGAGUCGGUGACUGAAAUCACCUCCAGCAGCUUCGUCAUCUCGUGGGUGUCCGCCUCCGACACGGUCUCUGGUUUCAGAGUGGAGUACGAGCUCAGUGAGCAGGGACAGACCACUGGACAACCCCUGGUGCUAGACCUGCCCCACACGGCCACCUCAGUGAACAUCAAUGAGCUUCUACCUGGGAGGAAAUACACCGUUAAUGUCUAUGAGGUUACAACUGGCGGCGAGAACAACCUCAUUCUAACCACUUCACAAACCACUGCGCCUGAUGCUCCCGCUGACCACGAAGUGGAGGAGGUGGGAGAAACGUCCAUGGUGAUCAGCUGGGAUAAGCCCCUGGCUCCCAUCACUGGCUACCGCGUCGUCUACACGCCGUCGGUGGAAGGCGAAAGCACUGAGCUGACCCUCCCCGACACGGCGACCUCCGUGACCCUGAGCGACCUUCUGCCCGGGAAGUUGUACAACGUCAGCAUCUACGCCGUGGAGGACAGCCUGGAGAGCGAGCCCAUCUUUGUGCAAGUCAACACAGCUGGAGCUCCAGCGCCAGAAGAAGUUUCCUCUCCCACGGACCUGCAGUUCUUCGAGGUGUCGGAUAAAAAAAUCGUCCUGACCUGGACCGGCCCGGCCGGCGCAGUCUCCGGUUACCGGGUGACCGUCGCCGCCGUCGACGAGCCCGCUUCUCCCCCGAGGGUGAUGACCCUGCCCGUCACCACCUACGUCGAAGCGCAUCAGCUGGAGCCCGGGACGCUGUACGGCUUCAACGUGUACACCCUUCGCAACGGGGAGGAGAGCCCGCCGCUCAUCGGGGAGCAGGCCACCAAGCCGGAUGCUCCCACAGAUAUCCAUUUCACCAACGUGACCGAGGACAGCGCUGUGAUGCUGUGGUUCGCCCCCCGGGCCAAAGUCAGCGGCUACCGUCUCUUCCUGCACGUGGAGGGCUCCGCGUCCGAGCAGCUGCGCCUGCCCGCCCGCCCCUCUCGGUACACGCUGCUCAACCUCCGGCCCGACACCCGGUACGCCGCCGUGCUGCACGCCGAGCAGGAGAACACGCUGAGUGAAGGGGAGUCCGCCGCGUUCGCCACCAAUCCGCCAAUGGGCCACGCCCCUGACUUCAGCACGGAUGUGACUGACACCUCCAUCAUUAUCUCCUGGACUCCAGUUCCCCACAUUGCAUACAAGCUGACGGUGCGUCCCAGUCAGGGCGGAGAAGCCCCAAGGGAUGUGAACUCUGACUCGGGGAGUAUUUACGUCUCUGGUCUGACCCCUGGAGUGGAGUACACGUACAGUGUCCAGCCGGUCAUAAACGGCCACGAGCAGGGGACCCCAAUCGUACGCCGCGUCGUGACACCUCUGUCUCCUCCCACCGAUCUCCACCUGGAGUCUAACCCGGGCACCGGGGAGCUCAUAGUCCAGUGGAACGGAGCCAGCACACCAGAUAUCGACGGCUACAAAGUGACAUGCGCCCCCACCAAGGGGCAGCAGGGACACCGCCUGGAGGAGUUUGUGGAGGCCGAUCAGAACUCCUUCACCCUGGAGAACCUCAGUCCGGGAGUGGAAUACAACGUCAGCGUGGUGACGGUUAGGGACGAUAUGGAGAGCACUCCGAUAUCGACCACCAUCACAGCAGAGGUCCCGGGGCUGACGGACCUCACCUUCAGGGACGUGAGCGACACCACCAUCAGCCUCCGCUGGUCCCCGCUCAACGCCACGGCCGUCACGGGCUACCGCAUCACGGUGGUGGCGGCCGGCGAGAGCGUGCCCAUCUUCGAGGACAUGGUCGCGCCGUCCACCGGCCAGUACACCGUCUACGGGCUGGAGCCCGGCAUCGACUACGACAUCAGCGUGAUCACGGUGACGGAGAACGGCGAGAGCGAGCCCUCCACGGUCACCCAGCAGACCUCUGUACCAGCACCCACCGAUUUGGGCUUCGACCAGGUUGGGCCCGACAGUAUUCAAGUCACCUGGGUCCCUCCAGUUGUCCCCAACCCAGCUGACAUCAACAACUUCCUCAUCAGGUAUCAUCCCAUUGACGAUGAAGACGACAUUACAGAAACCAGCGCAGGGGACGGGAGCAACAGUGUGGUGCUGAGGAACUUGCUGCCUAACACGGAGUACCUGGUGAGCGUGGUGUGCGUGUAUGAGCAGAGAGAGAGCUCGCCCCUCGUCGGCACCCACAAAACAGCUCUGGAUUCCCCAGUUGGCCUGCGUUUCUCCGAGAUCUUCACCAACUCCUUCACCAUCCACUGGCUGGCUCCCCAGAGCAAAAUCACCGGCUACCGCAUCCGCUACCAGAUGGCCAGCGGCGGGAGGGCCAAGGACGAGAGGCUGCCCCCGUCCAGGAACCACUUCACCCUGACGGCCCUCGCCGCCGACACGGAGUACCUGGUCAACAUCUACGCGGUGAGCGGGCCCAGAGAGGGCCUGCCGCUCAGCGGGACGCAGAAGACCAUCUCCGACGCUCCCACGGACCUGGAGGUCCUCGACUCCUCCCCCACCAGCAUCACGGUCCGCUGGGACGCUCCACCCGUCACCGUGCGCUACUACAGGGUCACUCACGGAGAGAGCGGAGGUCACAGCAAUCCCAAGGAGUUCACGGUGCCCGGCUCUCAGUCCACUGCCACCAUCACUAACCUGAAGCCUGGAACCGACUACACGGUCACCGUGUACGCCGUGACCGGCCGGGGGGACAGCCCCGCUUCCAGCACGCCGAUCUACGUCAUGCACAAGACGAGUGUUGAAUCUCCCUCUGAAAUGGAGGUGAUGGACGUGAACGACAACAGCGUCACAGUGAGGUGGAGCCCGGCCCAGGGCCCAAUCAAGGGAUACAGGGUGACCGGGGUCCCGAGAAAUGGCCUGGGGCAGUCUUUCACUGAGGUGGUGGCACCAGACCAGACAGAAAUGACUUUCUCGGGACUGAUGCCCACGGUAGAGUACGUUCUGAGUGUCUAUGCUCUCGGACAAGACGGGGAGAGCUCUCCUGUGGUGGUGAAUGCAUUAACGAAUGUGGACCGUCCCAAAGACAUGACCUUCUCGGACAUCGACUCGACCUCCCUCCGGAUCACCUGGGACAGCCCCGAGGGAAUCGUCACGUCUUACCGGGUCCUGUACUCCAGUUCGGAGGAGGGCGAGCGGGAGCUGCGCCCCGCCCCCCGGGGAGACGCAGAGUCCGCUGUCAUCCACGGUCUGCAACCCGGCACCGAAUACACCGUCACGGUCAUCGCGGUGCACGACGACACCGCCAGCGCGCCGCUGGUUGGGACCCAAGCUACAGCCAUCUCCCCUCCUACCGACCUCCAGUUCUCCCAGGUCAGCCCCACCUCUUUCACCAUGCGCUGGGCAGUGCCGGGUCAGGAGAACCGGCUCAGUGGCCUGACGGGGCUCACCGGGUACCGCGUGGUGGUGAACCCGAAGAACAAGAGCGGCCCCACCAAGGAGAUCAACUUGGCCCCGGACGCCACACAGGCGCACAUCUCGGGCCUCAUGAUUGCAACUACCUACGAAGUCCACGUUUAUGCCUUGAAAAACUCUCUGACCAGCCGGCCGGUCCAAGGAGAGAUCACCACCCUGGAGAACAUCAGCCCGCCCCGUCGCGUUCGUAUCUCUGACGUAAACGACUCCUCCAUCACGCUGACGUGGCGCUCCAAGACGGACACCAUCUCUGGCUUCCUGGUCGAGGCCACUCCCACCACCUCCUCCUCGGGCUACACACCCCUCCAGAGGACCACGGGGCCCGACUCGCGCUCCUUCGUCAUCACAGGUCUGGAGCCCGGCACCACUUACAAGAUCAACAUCUACACACUGAAAGGGAACGGACGCAGCGCGCCGCUCACGCUCACCGCCAGCACCGCCAAACCGGUGCUCAUCCCGCCCACAAACAUCCGCUUCACCUCCCUGAACCCGGACAGCAUCUCUUUCAGCUGGGAGCCGUCCCGCAGUCCGGGGGUCACUGGGUAUUACGUCACCUACGAGGAGGCCGGGGGUUUGCCUCGGGAGGUUAUGCCCAGGCCCCACGCAGGCCAGAGCCACGCCAUCGUCAACGGUCUGAAACCAGGAACCGAGUACGUCAUUAAGAUUGUUGCCCUGCAGAAUUCUUUAAGAAGCACACCUCUAGUGGGCAAAGGAAAAACACAGCCAGCAAUAGAGCAUCAGCCUUUGGUCCCUCAGCUUCCUGUUCCUCACCGGCCCUCCCCCGACAUCCUGGAUGUCCCCGAGUCCUUCAACGACCAGAUUUUUGACACCAACCAUGUUCACUUGGCUGGUACUAGUGGUCAGAACCAACCGGGUCAGCAGGGCCAGCACAUCUACACGGAGUACCAGAACCUCGGCCCUAACAACGGACUUCACGGCCCCUUCAGCGGACCCAGAGAAGGCCAGAGACCGACUCUCCGAGAACCUCUCAUCUACAUUCCCGUAGCAGGCCCUGAUGGAAACCGAGUGCCCUUGGUCAAGGUGAGCGACGGUCCGCUGCCGGGUCUUGCGUUCGGUUUCCCUGACAAUGAAACCGAGUGGCCCCAAGAAGCGCAGACCAUCACGGCCAUCUCCUGGUCCGGUGUCCCUCACACUUCGGAGUACGAGGUGUCCUGUAAUCCGAUCACACACCUGGAGGAAAGAGGCUUUCAGAUGCGUCUUCCUGGCACCUCCAACAGCGCCACGUUGAUUGGAUUGACAUCCGGAGCUUCCUAUAACGUCGUGGUCGAGGCCAUGAGGGGCGGGGCUAAAGAGAAGGUUUUGGAGGAAGUCGUAACCGUCGGCAACGCUGUUCCAGGUGACACUCCUAUUUCCACCAACCGGGACGUGUGUUACGACACAUUCACACAGACCUUCCACGAGGUGGGCUCAGAGUGGGAGCGCAUGUCUGAGACGGGCUUCAAGCUGUGGUGCCGCUGCCUGGGGCUGGGCAGUGGCCAUUUUAGAUGUGAUUCAUCCAAGUGGUGUCAUGACAACAAUAAUAACUACCGCAUUGGCGAGAAGUGGGAUCGCCAGGCCGAGAACGGUCACAUGAUGAGCUGCACCUGCAUGGGCAAUGGCAAGGGAGAAUUCAAAUGUGAACCCCACGAGUCGACGUGUUAUGACGAUGGGAAAAUGUACCAGGUGGGAAACCAGUGGCAGAAGGAAUACCUGGGCGCCAUCUGUACCUGUACCUGCUACGGAGGACAACAGGGCUGGCGCUGUGAGAACUGCAGAAGCCCGGGAGGACCCGCCGAUGUGGACGCUGACCUCCUUCAGCCGGUCCAUUCGGACGUCUUCGACCGUUACAGAGAAAACGCUCUACGCAAACUGAACAUCCAAUGUCCGAUUGAAUGUUUGAGGCCGGAGCUGCUUGCAGACGCUCAGACCCCCUCAGGUUAGAGAAGAGGAGGAAUAUGAGCGAAGGAGGAGGAGGAGGAGGAGGAGGAGGAAGAAGAGUGAGACCCCUUGCAGCGUUGAUACCACUUCAAGAAAGAAGCCUUCUGUUUUCACUAUGAGAAGACAUUUCCAUCAGAUCUUUGCCCUCAAGGUUCACCAAAUUUAAGUGCCUUAACGAGACUUUUCUACACCAACCGCUGUGCCUUUUUCAAAGACCCCCCUCACCUUUUCACGUUGGAUGUGAUGUUUUCUUCGGCAAUAGAAAAACCAGGAUUUUCCUCAUCCAAAACUUUUUUUUAAACUUUUCUUCCAUCAAGCUAGAGCACAAAUCCUGCUGCUCGAUCACCUCGCACCUGCCUACCGCCAAACACACUGUUGACACACUCAAACACACACCUUGAUGCAGCAUUUUUGGUUAUGGUUAAUGUUCAAUAACAUUUAAAUUCAAUUAAAAAAAUACAAGUAACUUUUCCUUUGACCCCCCCCCCCCCC